Messenger RNA from Biomphalaria glabrata, 1932 nucleotides. Its product is annotated as methylmalonate-semialdehyde dehydrogenase [acylating], mitochondrial-like. Gene Ontology annotation, molecular function: methylmalonate-semialdehyde dehydrogenase (acylating, NAD+) activity; malonate-semialdehyde dehydrogenase (acetylating, [NAD(P)+]) activity. Gene Ontology annotation, biological process: L-valine catabolic process; thymine catabolic process. The transcript has 13 exons. The coding region runs from base 21 to 1559 and encodes 512 amino acids. NCBI's taxonomy places the organism in Eukaryota, Metazoa, Mollusca, Gastropoda, Planorbidae. The record is from RefSeq and is a predicted model, not a curated record. Gene Ontology annotation, cellular component: mitochondrion.
GCUCACAUCUUCAUUGGACUAUGGCCAUCUCGAGAUUGCUAGGAGUUACUCGCCUUUGUCUGGCUGUGCGACAAUCUGUGUUUUCCUCAAGAGCUGCCUCUACAGUUCAAAUACCAACAACAAAACUGUUUAUUAACAAUGAAUUUCUGGAGUCAGAAACCGAAAAAUGGAUCAAUGUGCGAAAUCCUGCAACAAAUGAGGUCAUAUCAAAAGUACCAGAAAGUACAACCUCAGAAAUGGAAGCAGCGGUUGCUGCAGCUAAGGCAGCUUUUCCCGCUUGGUCCAGAUCAACAAUUUUAUUCAGGCAGCAGAUCAUGUUCAGACUACGUGAUCAACUGAUUAAAAAUAGGGCACGUCUUAGAGACAGUCUGGUUCUAGAAAUAGGAAAGACAAAGGAAGACGCAGACGAAGAGAUUGGCAGAUGCAUUCAAAUUUUAGAACACUGCUGUAGUAUCACAACAUUGCAGACGGGAGAGACAUUGCCAGAUAUUGCUCAAGAUAUGAACAUACUCACAUUCAGACUGCCACUAGGUGUCACUGCCGGGAUCACACCUUUCAAUUUCCCAGCCAUGGUUCCAAUUUCUAUUUUCAGCAUGUCUACGGUAUGCGGGAAUACAUGUGUCAUAAAACCAUCUUCCUGUGAUCCAGGGGCAGUAAUGAUAUUAAUGGAGCUCUGCUUAAAAGCUGGGUGUCCUCCCGGUGUUGUUAACGUUAUACAUGGGCGCAAAGAACCUGUGACAUUUGUGUGUGAUCACCCGGACGUUGUGGCACUUUCAUUCGUUGGAUCUGACGAAGCAGGGAGCUAUGUCUAUGAAAGGGGAGCUAAAAAUGGCAAACGUGUUCAAUGUAAUCUUGGCGCCAAAAAUCACGCCCUUGUGAUGCCGGACGCCAAUAAAGAAAGGACUUUGUCCAGUCUUAUUUCUGGUAGCUUCGGAGCUGCAGGCCAAAGAUGUAUGGCGCUGUCUACAGCUAUAUUUGUUGGCGACUCCAAACAAUGGAUUCCAGAGCUUGUCGAAAGAUCAAAGACACAGAAAGUCACUAGUGGCGCUGAACCUGGAGCAGACUUUGGUCCACUGAUUUCACCUGAAGCUAAGAAGCGAGUCUGUGAUCUCAUUCAGUCUGGUGUUGAUGCUGGAGCUAAGUUGCUGUUAGAUGGCCGCAACAUAAAAGUGAAAGGAUAUGAAAAUGGAAACUUCCUUGGUCCCACAAUCUUACACCGUGUUUAUCCUACAAUGGAAUGUUACACUACAGAGAUUUAUGGUCCAGUUUUAGCCACAAUGGAAGUGGAUACAUUAGAUGAUGCCAUCAACAUUGUCAGAACUAACCCUUAUGGGAAUACUACGGCCAUCUUCACAGCAAGCGGUGCCACAGCAAGGAAGUACUCGAUGAAGUGUGAUGUUGGAAUGGUUGGUAUCAAUGUAGCCAUUCCGUUCCCUAUCAACACAUUUUCAUUCACUGGAAGUAAGGGCUCUUUCAAAGGAGACCUUCGCUUGGCUGGAAAGGAGGCUAUUCAGUUUUUUACUCAAACAAGGACAGUGAUGGAAUUCUGGCGUGAAUAGAUGCUGUGUGACCUUGACUUGAUGCAAAUAUCUCAUAGACCAAGUCAGCAAUGAGAGUAAAAGAGAUCUGUCACCAUUCCCAUCGCACAAACCUGCGUUUGACAUGUAGUGGAUUUGUUUGUUUGUUUGUUUUUUUGUUUGUUUGUUGUUAUGAAAAACUUUUAAACAUUCUGCUGAGCUUUUGUUCUUUAUAUAUAUAUAUUCUGUUGUUUGUUCCAUUUUACUAACACCAGUAAUGUUAGUUCAAACAUGAUCUGACUGUUUUCCAUAACGACCUGUAUUAUUAUAUUAUUUUUUUGUUACUUAAAUAAAUGGCAUCUAUAUUUUCUUUCCUAUGAGAUUUUCACUUCUAGCAUGUGACACACAAUUUGAA